AUGCUGGCGAUUUGCGCCAGCGACGAUGUCGAGUGGAAUUUAAGGUUGCCGGCUGACCUCGUUCUCUUCCGUACAGGGGCUCGGUCUGCAGCACGAUUGUCUCUCACGGUCGCCGACCAGCCACGGUGCAGGGUCGCAGCGCAGCGCUCGUUCUGGAGCGGAGGAGAAGAAGGAGGCCUGGGAGCGUCCUCGCGCUGCCCCACGCUCUGCCUGCCGCCAGCUUUGCGUGCCUCGAGCUUGUGCUGCCCGCCAGUUCCCGGGACGCCCGCGCUCGGCGUGGGCCCGAUUUUCGCCACAGCCGCGAGACGCGUGGGGGCCGAGCCCUGCCCGGGCCCCCUAUAG
Molecule: messenger RNA, 342 nt
Organism: Prorocentrum cordatum
Lineage: Eukaryota; Dinophyceae; Prorocentrales; Prorocentraceae
Source: the annotation of a GenBank genome assembly